Messenger RNA from Lodderomyces orthopsilosis Co 90-125, 901 nucleotides. It is a transcript of the gene ERG9, whose product is annotated as bifunctional farnesyl-diphosphate farnesyltransferase/squalene synthase. The annotation marks the transcript as partial. Gene Ontology annotation, cellular component: endoplasmic reticulum membrane. The transcript has a single exon. The record is from RefSeq and is a predicted model, not a curated record. Gene Ontology annotation, molecular function: squalene synthase [NAD(P)H] activity. Gene Ontology annotation, biological process: ergosterol biosynthetic process; farnesyl diphosphate metabolic process. NCBI's taxonomy places the organism in Eukaryota, Fungi, Ascomycota, Pichiomycetes, Serinales, Debaryomycetaceae.
AUGGGCAAAUUCUUACAAUUACUUCUCCACCCGGAUGAAUUGAAGUCUGUAAUUCAGUUGACGGGGUUUAGACAAUCAUUGCAUCCGGCACCAGCAUCUCAAUCGCCAGCUUUGAAGCGAUGCUACGAAUUGUUGAAUCUUACCUCGAGAUCAUUUGCGGCGGUCAUUGAGGAAUUACAUCCAGAGCUAAGAGAUGCCAUAAUGAUCUUUUAUCUUGUGUUGAGAGCUUUAGACACAAUUGAAGAUGACAUGAGUAUCGACGCCGAAAUCAAGGUUCCUUUGUUACGUACUUUUUAUGAAAAAUUGGACACAAAAGAUUGGACAUUUGAUGGAAAUGGUCCAAGGGAAAAAGACAGAAUUGUUCUUGUUGAGUUUGACCAGAUACUAGACAUUUACCAUGAGUUAAAAUCACAAUACCAGGAGAUUGUUAAAGAUAUUACACGUAAAAUGGGUAACGGUAUGGCUGAUUAUAUCUUGGAUGAAAAUUUCAACCUCAACGGAGUGGAAACUAUUGAAGAUUACAACUUGUAUUGCCAUUAUGUUGCAGGGCUAGUUGGUGAGGGAUUGACAAAGUUGAUGGUGUUAGCUAAAUUUUCCGAUGAUUCAUUGGUAGAGGACAACUUUGAGAAGUCUAACUCUAUGGGGCUUUUUUUGCAAAAAACAAACAUUAUAAGAGACUAUCAUGAAGACUUAUUAGAUGGUAGAUCUUUCUGGCCAAAAGAAAUCUGGUCGAAGUAUACACCAGAGUUGCCCCAGUUCCACAAGAACAAGUCAAUGGAGUUUGAAGGGUUGUCCUGUAUCAACGACCUUGUAUUGAAUGCACUUGGACAUGUGAGACACGUAUUGGAAUUCUUAUCUUUGGUCAAAGAUCCCUCAACAUUUUCGUUCUGUGCUAUUCCAC